Messenger RNA from Bactrocera dorsalis (oriental fruit fly), 5106 nucleotides. RefSeq names its product pleckstrin homology-like domain family B member 1. The record is from RefSeq and is a predicted model, not a curated record. Gene Ontology annotation, molecular function: protein binding. NCBI's taxonomy places the organism in Eukaryota, Metazoa, Arthropoda, Insecta, Diptera, Tephritidae.
AUAAUGUCAACGCUUUGAUUUACUGAGAGCAAAAAUAAAGAUGUCGUUAACGAAAAAGGAUCCUACACUGCGAGUUGCUGCCAAUGAUCCGCAUUUGGUCAGUUUGGGAGGUGGACGUUUGAGCACAGCUGUUACCAUACAUUACAUACCCAUAGGUGAUAUGACUAUUGGCUCGGCCUCCACUUGCAGUAUAUCUCUGAAUGGUAGUGGGGUCCGAUCGAUUCAUUGUACAAUCUAUCGCAGUGAGGAGAACGAAGUAACCAUAGUACCCGAACAGGAUGCCCGCAUACUGAUCGACGGCACGAAGAUCACGCAUGAAACGAACCUAACGCAGGGUGCUAUGAUCACCAUUGGUAAUUCAAAUUAUUUGCGGUUCAAUAAUCCAGCCGAGGCUCAGUUGAUACGCUCUACCAUGGGUUCGAAUGAACGCAUUUCAAUGCCCCAAAUAGACUUCACUCAAGUGCCACGACGCGAUUCAACGAAAAGCCUUAGCUCCAGCAAUGGAAGUGCAGAUGUGCGCCAAUCGUUAGCCAUAGACUCGUUCUACGAGGAACAUAUUAGCCCUAUGUCGAAUGUACAGAUGUCAAUGUCGAUGGGUAGAGAAAGCGCAAAAAGCAUGCUAGGCAGCAAUAAAUCGCUAUACAACAACGUUGCUCUAGCGCCGAUUGACAUCAAUGGCUUACAUUGCCCGAAGGUUUUUGCCGCUGACUUGGUGACGGUGAAUAUGCCAGCCAAGGAUGUUUUGGGUCAGAAAUAUGCAAACUUUGCUAAAAAUUUGGCUGAAAAUCAUCGCAACGAUAAGAAUGCAAGUCCUGUACGCAAUAAUCAAUUAAACAAUAGUGUAAGAGGAGGAGCCCAAAACAGCACGGGGAAUUAUGUUAAUAUUCCGAGCACGUCGAAUUUCAUACAAAAUACAAGUGCUUGUGGAAGUGGAGAGUUUUUGGCAAAGGUUAAUAAUACAACACCAUUACGCACAACCAAUAGUGUGAAUCACCACAAUGUGCCUGCUUACGAUCGCUAUCCGAAGCCCGGCACCUAUGGUGGUUUACAGAUUUAUCCUAUGAAUGGAGUCAAUACUGAAAUUAAUAGCAAUUCUGUAAACUCGUCGCCGUUGCAUCGUUUGCAAUACGAGAGUUCACCAAGCAUGCAGCGUAGGAACCUGUCGAACCUUAGUACUUCAGAGAAUGAAUGCCUUGAAGAUAUGCUAAAAAUAUGUACUGAAUAUUCCGAUCGACAAAAUCAGAGUUGUGCUGCUUCUCUUACUUCCUCGCCUAUAGUUCAAAACCGGAUCAAAACAAAUGGUUCAUUGCCACGUGACAAAAAGUCUCCCUUCUACUUUGAGCUAUCUGGUUCGCAACUUCAACAAUCUGUCUCAGGUAGUAAUAAUAAUCUCAGCACCCAACCACAUAACAGUUCAGCCUCCAUUCCCAGCUCCUCUGGUUACGAGAAUGUGCGUUUGGUGACUCAGAAUCGAAUUGAAAUUAGUGGGCAAACACAAGAUCCCAGUUCACCGAAGACUGGCUAUGAAAAUGUCGUUAUUGGCAAGUACGUGCCACAAAGUCCUCGCACCAAAAUUAGAACGACAUGCAUGUCACCGAAGAAGGAACAUUCCUUCAGUAGUGUGUAUGGUCAGACGCCUAUUGUCGCAAAGCCACCCCCAGUGGCACCAAAGCCUUCAAAACAGAGUGAAUAUGAGCAACUUAUCAAGACCUUUGAAGAAAAACUUAAACUAGAAAUGCAAGCCAUCGAGGAGAGCAGUCGAUACCAGCCAACCAGCGCUGUGAAAUCCAUGUCGGUUUCCGCUGAACAGUCGCCAGCAAAACGUACGAAUAAAAAUGUUAACAAUCUCACGUUGAACUUACCCGAAUCGAAUUCGCUGCAAAACUCGCCCAAACUACAAAAGAAACCAGCACCUGCACUACGAAUGUUCUCCAAAAGCGCAUUAGUGAACUUCAGUAAGAGUGGCACCGUUAAAUCCUUUGAUUUACAAAAAUCAGUUGCGACUGUGCAAAAUAAUAUUGAAGAAGCAUUGAAAUCCAAGCAGGUUCUGAGUGGCUGCGAAGGCAUUGAUCAGCUUAAGCUGAAAAGAAAACAGCAUUUGAUGAGAAUCCAUGAGUUGAAAAAUGAAAUAUCCGAACUGCAAAAACAGGAAUCGGAGGAACUAAGAGAGUUGGAUAUGGAAAAAGCGCUGGUGAACGCAGAAGUGAAUUCUGUUGGUGGCUCGGUGGGCGAAUUGGAAACGCAGCUUGAGCUUUUACAGAACAAGAUUCAUCGUUUUGAAGCACAACGGAACGCCACACGAGUUAUGGAGGAGAAUCAGCAGGCUAAAUUGAAACAAUCAAUUGAAAUGAAGCAAGAUCAAGUGAAGAAGUUAAAGUCGAUGUUACAGCAGAAACCGAGCAAUGAUUGCCUCAAAGAAGAACUGCACAAUGUAAGUGAGUCGCUGGAAAAUGACCGAAAGACAUUUGAAGAUUUAGAGUUCCAGUAUCUGGAAGAAGAAUCUGAGUGGCACGCCUACCGCGAGGAGCUCCACAACGAAGAAGCGAAUUUGAUUGUGAAAAUAAAAGAAAAACGCAUUGAGCUGCAAUAUCUGGAAAGACAGGACCUUGGAAAUAUUUCGGUGCAUGCAAAAACUUUAAAAUCAAAGUUAGUGAGUGCAUGUAAUUCGCUUAAAAUAGAACAGGAAUACCUAAAGGCGAUAGAAAAUAGUAUUUGCGACAUAACUGGUGAUUUAAAGGUUAACUCAUCCGAAGAAGACAUCAGUACGACAUCCUCCGCCUCACCGAUAUUGCAGAACAAUCUGGCGACGGGUGUUAUGUCACAAUCUCUUUUUGGCUCCGCCGAAUUGCUUUGUCCAAAGCGUACCACGGAGGAUGUAAUGUCGAAGAGCGUAAAUGAGAAUAUGUUUUAUAAUAAUAAAAUCGAACUGCCACCGCAAGCCCCAGUCACAAGUACACCGAAACGUAAGCAACUUUAUGUAGUUGACAUUGAUGAUGCAACAAGCGAUAUACGGAGGAGUACUGAAGUUGAGGUAGAUUCCAUAUUGAAUGGCAAACUUGAUGUGCCAAAUUGCGAUCAGCACAAUGAGCGGGUAAAAUUUAAUCUUUCCUUGGGCACCGAUGAUUUUGAAGUAAAUCCGCUGGAACGUCGUGUGCCUUCCCAGGAUGAUAUUGACCGCAUAUGUAAAGUGACUAGUAGUGCACCGAUUUCAACAAAAGGUGCUAGUACUAGAAUAUUUGAUAGUAUCAAGGAAAUUGAACGAAAUCGUCAGUUGCUGCUGGCUCAGCAAGGUCAUCACGUAAUCGAGCAUGAACGCCAGAAAAUCAUUGAUUUGAAGAAGAAAUGCCAUGAUGAAGCACGCGCUCAAUAUCUUUUACAACUGAACAAUGGCGAAAGAGACAAUAGCGGCAACAAUGCUCUGAGCAAUUCAAAUCAAGCUGAAAUGCGAGAACUUCAAUGUACUGAAAGCGAUGAAACCACCAAGGAGAUCCAAGCGGGCGUGAGUUCGUUACAAACGAAGAACUCAACAUUCGGAAAUGGAAAAAAUCUUUCUCCACGAAUUGGCGUUAACGAGGGAGCCAACAAAAUACAAGCGGAUCGAUCUAGUCAGCAACGUCACUCGCAGCCUGAAUUUAUAGAAACACAACCACGUCAAUCGCCAUCCAGUCCACGGCCACUAUCAGAGGCCAAUUCGGAGUUGAGUUGCAAUUUGCUAGAAGGCGACCACAAAGGCACGUGCAAGUCCAACUUUGAAUUGUCCACUGCAUCACCAAAUGCCUCCACAAAAGUAAACAAUGUAUACUCUACCGAGCGAAUAUCCAGCGACGUCGCCGAGGCGGGCAACAAGCGUUCGAGCGUCAAUUCCAACGAGACUACGUCAGGCGGUAGCGUCAGCGGUAGUGCGCAAGGCGAUCGGAAACGUGUUCUGCCCAAACAUCAACGUCCGUUGACACGCUAUCUGCCAAUCUUUUCGCCCGAUCUUAAUUUGCGGCAUCACAUAGAGUCGGCUGGGCACCAGAUUACGCUAUGCCCGCAUGUCUUUGUGGAUGCCUUCAGUUGUCGAGGUUAUUUGCAUAAAUUGGGCGCUACUUUCCACGGCUGGGCUCGGCGAUGGUUCGUACUUGAUCGCCAGCGAAGCGCUUUCAUCUAUUACGCGGAUAAAUCGGAGCGGAAACCCAGAGGAGGUGCCUACUUUUCGACAAUAGACGAAGUGUAUUUGGAUCACUUAAAUGUCUCGAAAAGUGGACGGCCACAUUGCACAUUAAUCGUUAAAACUAAGAAGCGCAGCUACCAUUUGCAGGCGGCAUCAGAUGCUGCGGCAAGAAUAUGGAUCGACGCCAUUAUUACUGGAGCUCAAGGGAAUUUAGACUACUAAGUAUAGAUACUUCUACAGUAAAUAAUAAUUAACUUCAAUUGCGAUUGCAAAUUACCAUGUUGUAAGAUUUGCUAAUACCAAGAAACUUUUGUGUACCAUAUGCGAAGAUGCCCAAGUUACUAAUGAAGAUUGACCUACUGCUCACACAUACCUUGUAUGAUUAUAGAAGUUUAACAAUUAAUCGAUUAAUUAAAAACUGUAUAUGACCAUAGCUUUUAAAUAGGUUUAAGCUAGUUAUAAGUAUUGAAUAAGUGAAACUAUAGCUCAAACUUACAAGCAACAAAUUGGAAACAAUAAAAAAACGGCAACUAUUCCAAAGUUUUUGAUACAUUUGAGUAAAGUACUGAAAUCAUCCUAUUAAACUAAUCAUAUAUAAAUACAUAUGUUUCUAAAUAUCAGUGCCUUUCCAAUAAUUUGCAAUGAGUGUGUUUCUAAUUUCGUUGCUUUUUGAGGGAAAUUUUAUUUUCGAAUACAGUUUUCAUAUACACCACUGAAGUAUACAUACAUAUUUAUAUGGUAUAUCAUAGUUUUACAAUUUAAAUUUUGUAUUGAGGAAAGUAUUUUUUCACUAAUUAUUUGGUAGAGAAAAAAAUUUGACAACUAUAUCAAAAGUGUAUUUAUUAAUGUACAUAAGUAUAUUUAUGUAUGUGGAUUAUAUAACUCACACAUAUGUAAUCUUUACAACUUAGGUAUGAUUCUAAAAUAAAAUGUAAACAUUGUUUCAACUUAAA